This is a messenger RNA of Syngnathoides biaculeatus (alligator pipefish), 4928 nucleotides long. It is a transcript of the gene evla, whose product is annotated as Enah/Vasp-like a. Gene Ontology annotation, cellular component: cytoskeleton. NCBI's taxonomy places the organism in Eukaryota, Metazoa, Chordata, Actinopteri, Syngnathiformes, Syngnathidae. The transcript is spliced from 14 exons. The coding region runs from base 1056 to 3026 and encodes 656 amino acids. Gene Ontology annotation, molecular function: SH3 domain binding; actin binding; profilin binding. Gene Ontology annotation, biological process: actin polymerization or depolymerization; protein homotetramerization; positive regulation of actin filament polymerization. The record is from RefSeq and is a predicted model, not a curated record.
GCGGAAUGGAUAGCAGCGUCGGGCAAUCGUCCACAAAGCCAGGUCUCCGUGAAGCGCAGAGCCGCAGAAUGUCCAAAGUCUUUCGUCGGAAGCGUUAGACGAUGUUCCCCCUUACGCAGCUGGAUCGCAAGGCUUUAUAGAGCGUGCCGACCAGUAACUCUGGGAAAAAGCUUCAGCGAAUUGUCGAGAGUUGUCAAAAAAAAAGUCAGGAGAAGACUCUCUGAUGGUUAGCAAGUCCUCUCAGGUGUACUUUAGUCCCGAGACGCCCGUGAAACACAAAAACACAAACAGUAACCGAGAGUAUUCCGUAGACUUCCAUGCUGGGUACGGGUUAGGUAGAGAGGUUAAAUGGCGGCGUGCAGUGGUGUGUUGAUGAUUCAGCAAAAAAAAAAAAAAAAGUGACGUCAUUACAUUUGAGAGUAUUUUUAUCAUGGACAUGUUGAAUCUGUAAUUCUGCUGUAGGUAUACUUAUUUGUAGAGUACUUUGGCUGCAUGUUAGUUUGAUAGAAGCAUUCUGCGACGGCGAAUCGCGAAUAUGCGGGGGUUCGCCUUAAUAGCGGCUUUCCAUGGGGCGGGGUGAGUGGCUCCAUGUAGUUGCGCGUCUUGGCCACCAGCGGGCAGCACGGAGCCGACUCCUCCGCACGCCGCAUUGUAACCUUGUCAAAUCUCUCCGCCUUCGCUCCUCCGACCAACCAACGACACUCCGAAUGGGAAGAAAAUAUGGCGUGAAGGAGGAGGCUGCCGCCGACGACCACCGUUACCCGCCCGGUAGCGCCCUUCCAGUUGAGUAGAGGAGAAGAGGAGACAAAAGAAAUCAUGGAUGUAGCGACACGCCGCGGCGCGCGUGUGCAGCCGAGACGCCGGAGCACAAAGCCGAUGGGAGAGACAGCCUGAGCCGCAGCACGCCUCAUCACGCAGCCCCCCUCGAAAACACGCCAAAUACGGCUCCGCGAGGCUUCUAAGACUCCUUACAGUGUUGUUCGAAAUCAAAUAGGCGGAAAAGCACGUCCGUUGGCUUCCUCGUCGUCGUCGUCGUGUGAAGAAAGGACGGCGACAUGAGCGAGCAGAGCAUCUGCCAGGCCCGGGCCUCGGUGAUGGUCUACGAUGACGGCAGUAAGAAGUGGGUGCCCAUCAAGCCGGGGCAGCAGGGCUUCAGCCGCAUCAACAUCUACCACAACACUGCCAACAACACCUUUCGGGUGGUGGGCGUCAAGCUGCAGGACCAGCAGGUGGUGAUCAACUACUCCAUCGUGAAGGGCCUGAAGUACAAUCAGGCCACGCCCACUUUCCACCAAUGGCGUGACGCUCGGCAGGUCUACGGGCUCAACUUUGCCAGCAAGGAGGAGGCCACCACCUUCUCCAACGCCAUGCUGUUCGCCCUCAACGUACUCAGCUCGCCUGACAGCGGAGGUCCAGUCGUCCAGCGUCAAAAUGGACCCUCUUCCGAGGAGAGCGAGGCCCAGAGGAGGAUGAUGGAGCAGCAUCAGAUGCAGGCGCACAAGGAGAGGGAGCGGCGGACGUCGGGAUCAGUCGUUUCCACUCUCCAAUACAAAGUGUGCGCACCCCCCGCCCACCCCGACACUCCGCCCGAGUACAGACAGUUCAGAGCUAGCACGCUGCCCCCGUCCUACGUCCGUGUGGCCUCCUCCUCCUCCUCCCCGCCCUCCGCCUCCUCCUCUCCCUCCCAAGAGAAAGAGGCGGGGACGGCGAGGGACAAGGCCCAGCUUUCCUCCCAGCUCUCCACCUCGCUGGCCUCCGCCUUCUCGCCAGUCCAGGCGGGAGUGACCACGAUGGGCCGCCAGGUCCGUCAGAUCCCCCUGUCUCCUCCCACCGCCGCGCGCCACGCCCACCAGCACCACCAAGACAUCACGCUGCCCCCCAAACACGGCACCUGGUCCGCCUCUCAUUUGCACCAAAUGUACGCCCAGUGCCCGCCCUCCGCCUCCCCUCCAGUCACGAUGGCCGUGCCCGCCAGGCAGGGGUUGGCGCCGCCGCAGCCCGCCCUCCCCGUGGCGCACUCUCUCCCGGGCGUGAGGACGAAGCCCCCACCGCUCGACCCGAGCACCCACCACCAGCCCAACCCUCACGCCAACGGCCAAGCAGACGACUCGUACUCCCCCCACUCCCACCGGCUGCCGCUUACCCCUCAGUACUGCGAGGCAGUGCCUCUGCCGCCUCUCGUAGGCCAGCCGCCCGCAGGUCCCGCCCCCAAUCACCAGUACCCGUCCACCUUCCACCCUCAGCAACAGGUGCACCACCAGCAGGGCCAAUCCCUCAGCAACACCUCCUCGCCCCCCUAUUACAAUGAUGGGGGCUCGCCCAAGGAGACCCCCUCCCCCGUCCCCCAGCAGGUUCCCAUGACCAACAGCAGCGCCCCUGUUUCCGCAGGUCACCCCGCGAUGCUGUCCGUGGCCCCGCCUCCGACCGCGGUCCCGGUGCCCACGGCCGGCCCCCCGGCCCCUCCGCCGCCGCCGGGUCCGCCGCCCCCGAUGGCGGUGCCCCCGCCCAUGCCCCCCCCUCUGCCCGCUAGCGGGGGGCCUUCCGGGGGUCCCCAUGGGAUGCAGCAGCAGCAGCCCUCGGGGUUGGCGGCCGCGCUGGCCGGGGCCAAGCUUCGGAAGGUUCAAAGGGACGAGAGCAGUCCGCCAGGAUCGAGCGGCAAAAGCGACUCCAACCGAUCGAGUGGUGGGAGCGGAGGAGGCGGAGAGGGUCUGAUGCAGGAGAUGAAUGCCUUAUUAGCUCGCAGACGGAAAGCUUCUGAAAAACCUGAUGAGGACGACUCUGGUAGUCGCGGGCCUGGUCAGAACUCAACAGAUGCUUUGAAGAAGCCAUGGGAGAGAUCCAACUCUGCAGAGAAGUCCUCACUGGUGUCAAGAGUGAGACCCAUCGGCAGCACGAGUGAAUCAGACACCGAAUUUGACAGGAUGAAACAGGAGAUUUUGGAUGAAGUUGUACGCGAGUUGCAUAAAGUGAAAGAUGAAAUAAUUCAUGCUAUCAGACAAGAAAUAGGUCGGAUCAGCACAUCCUAAUCUCAACGGAGUGACAUUUGGGAGGAGAGCAGGAGAAAGAAAAAGGACAAGGAGGACGUGGGACGGACACAGACGGACCCGCUUGGAGCCACCCCCGGAAUGUUCUCCCAAUGUUUCUGUGAGGAAACAUCACAGAGAUGUUGUGCCAACAUUUGAAACUGCCGGACAGCAAAAAGGACGGAAAAGAGCGAGAGGAACGAGAGAAGGAAGAGCGUUUGAACUGUCGUGCCGACUUAACUUGUUGUGGUUGUAUGUGCACCUCUCGACUCAGACAAGACAGCCCCGGUGUUGCAGUUUUCUUCUGUUCCGUCUUAAAAGGAUAAUAUUUUUGUUUUUCUAAGUUUGUACUGUUGUAUUAUUUAAAUCCUGUGCUGAUGUUGAUGAGUAUUUCAGAAGGACAAACGGAAACUUGCACACCAUCUGUGUCAGCCUUUUAUACUUCUUUCCCUGUUCAUUUUAUCCCGGACAAUUUGUUGAAAACAAGCACAAAAUUGGCAAAAAAAAAAAAAAUUGGUGCCGAGCUAUUUUCUACCGCCGUAGUGGUGUCGUGCGUCCGACCUUUUCUUCCCGCAGGAAAGAAGCCACUGAACAUAAAUGUUCUCCUGCAGCACCAAGGCCACACCAAUGAGCAAGCCACCGGCUUACUGAAAAGCCCUCAGGGGUGAGGAACCCGCAACUCAUUGGCCAUAUGUAGCCCGCAAGAUCAUUUUAUACGGGGACAUAAAAAGACAUUAACAGGCCUGAAAGAAUUUAAUGGGGUGUCAUUACAUGUCACUCAGCUCGCGUAGCUCAGUGGUUAGAGGGUUGGUUUUGGUAAAUCAGGGGUCGUGAGUUCGUAUCUCUCUGGGGGCCUCACUCCCCAAAAGGGGUUGCGUCAGGAAGGGCAUCCGGCGUAAAAACUCAGCCAAAUGCCAAACCAAUAUGAGCGUUCAUCUGAGAUGUCACGCUGUGGCGACCCCUAACGGGACAACCCGAAAGAAGCUUACAUUACAUGUCGCUCCCCUUGGAGGGGGGAGAAAAAUACAGAAUUAAAUGUUUGGUAUGUGUGGCUUAAAUGUGGUCGCAAUGAGACCACUUUUGUGGAGAAGUUGGUCUGAGGGUGGAAAGAUCUCAAAAGCGACCCUGAAAUGGCCAAAAUCCCAGACAUCCUGUGUCUUUCCUGGAAUGACUGCUUAAGACCACCACCCAAAAAAAAAAAUGCUUCCGAUGCCAAAUUGUUGAUUGUUCUGAACAAAAGGUGGGUGGCAUCCAAGCCAAAUUGUUGCUGAAAUGGCCCCAGAAAGGUUCCCCACCCCUGGUAAAUAUUUAGUGGUGUUUGAGGGGGAAAAAAAAAAAAAAAAAAGUCAGUCAAUCUAAUCAUGUUGUAGUUUUUCUUCCGCCUGUUUUUUGUGGCCCUUCCAGUUAUGCAUGAAACCCGAAUCAAUUUAUUUGGUUAAAUGGAGAAAAAAAAAAUGGUGCAUUUAUAAUUGUGGUUUGUUUCCAUGAUGAAUCCCCUUCUGUGUAGGAGAUGAUGCUGAUAAUGGUAGCAAAGUGGGGGUGGAUAAUCAAAAAAAAAAAAAAAAAAAAAUUGGAAAAAGACUUAAGGGUGUUUCUCUGCCAAUAUGCAAAGUUAGCUCAAAAGAAUGUGCACAAACGGAACGGUCGGUAAAUGUGCUGGUAGCGCAAAGUGUCUUUGCAGGAGUUCAGAUUGUUGCACUCGCAUUGUCUGCUCUCGGCGACAGUCUCAUUAAAUCAAUAAAAAAAAAAAAGCUGGACGCAAAAAUUUAUUCAAACUUGUGUUACAGGUUUCCGCAACACCUUGUUUUUGAAAGGGUUAUUGGGGUGACAUGUUUUAGAUUGAGAUUUUGUCAUUGCUGCUCCUUGUAGAACAAGUUGGGUAGCAUAAUAAACAUUUCAAAUACA